AUGAAGCCUGACACCCGCAACAUCUUGGCUCUGGGGACGGUCCUUCUGGGAGUAGCAGAGGCAGCGACAUGCGACUUGACGAAUAACUUCGCGGAGCCAGUACUUGCGAAAGGGUGGGAACACAAGCUCAUCGCAAAGGGCCUCACGAAGCCGAGAAGCAUUCUGUUUGAUAGUGAGGGAAACCUUUUGGUUAUCCAGCAGGGAGCGGGGUUGAUCCACCUUGCCUUCGAUGAUGGAGGCAGCACUUGCUUGGAUGUAGCUAUGAAAACGUUCCUGAUCAAUUCUACUGAUCUAAACCAUGGCCUCGCGCUCUCGAACGACGGCAAAACUCUCUAUGCCUCCUCAUCUGAAGCAGUAUUCUCGUGGACCUACGAUGCUGCCGCAGGAACCGUCGGUGACACCAAAACCACAUUGAUAAUUGGCAUGGAUAACGACGACCACACAACUCGCACACUUCUCAUGUCACAGAAAGAACCUGGCACACUGAUCGUCAGCAGAGGCAGCAGCUCGAACCUCGACUUCUCUGCCGAGAGUCUGGACAGCGGACAUUCCCAACUCAAAGCCUUCGACCUCACCGCACUCAAAUCUGAUUCCGACCCUUACAACUUCAACACCGCUGGUCGCCUCCUUGGCUGGGGUCUGCGCAACUCAGUUGGUAUCGCAGAAGAGCCUCUUACAGGUGGUAUCUACUCUGUUGAGAACUCCGUCGACCAACUCGAGCGCAACGAUGUUGAUAUCCACCAGUCCAACCCAGGCGAAGAAGUCAACUUCCACGGCUUCCUCAACGGAUCGACUGAGAAUCAGGGAGGGAAUUACGGAUACCCAUUGUGCUACGCGUUGUGGAAUACCAGUAUCCCGAACGCGGAUAACUUGACUGUUGGCUCGCAGUUCACCAGUGAGCAGAAUGCGACUGUUGAUAAUAACUUCUGUGCGGAGGAGAGAGUGCCACCACGCUUGACAUUCGAGGCGCAUGUUGCGCCGCUUGAUAUCAUCUUUUUGCCCAAUGGGACGAAGGCUUAUGUUUCGUUCCAUGGUAGUUGGGAUCGCACCCUCCCAGCCGGCUACAAAGUAGUCUCCUUGGACUUCUCGAACGGCUCUCCCGUCGCUGAAAGCACAAGCAUGACUGCUGCUCAAGACAUAUUCGCAAACCCAGACACAACCGCCUGUCCAGGCAGCUGUUUCCGGCCCGUCGGUCUUGCGCUUGAUGGAAAGGGACGGCUGUUCGUAUCGUCGGAUUCGUCAGGGGAGUUGUAUGUUCUUGCGAAGACUGGAGAGGGGAGUGAUAGCCCUACAGCAACGAGUCCUGCACCUGCGGCAACGAGUUCGAAGGAAAGUAGUGCGGCGAGAAAUGGUGUGGUUAGUGCGUUGGUGUUGGCUGGGGCAGGUGUCUUUGCUUUGGCGAUGCUGUAG
This is a messenger RNA of Cadophora gregata, 1410 nucleotides long. RefSeq lists its product as uncharacterized. The transcript has 3 exons. Bases 1 to 1410 code for a protein of 469 amino acids. NCBI's taxonomy places the organism in Eukaryota, Fungi, Ascomycota, Leotiomycetes, Helotiales, Ploettnerulaceae. The record is from RefSeq and is a predicted model, not a curated record.